Messenger RNA from Acipenser ruthenus (sterlet), 8250 nucleotides. RefSeq names its product xin actin-binding repeat-containing protein 1-like. Gene Ontology annotation, biological process: actin cytoskeleton organization; actin filament organization. The record is from RefSeq and is a predicted model, not a curated record. Gene Ontology annotation, cellular component: stress fiber; focal adhesion. Gene Ontology annotation, molecular function: actin filament binding. Bases 407 to 7981 code for a protein of 2524 amino acids. The transcript has 4 exons. NCBI's taxonomy places the organism in Eukaryota, Metazoa, Chordata, Actinopteri, Acipenseriformes, Acipenseridae.
AACAUAGCUGCUGCGCCACGAUAAAACCAGCUGCCACAAAGCCAGGGGAGUGAAAACACAAAGCGACACAGAACAGAGUGCAGAGCAGGGCUCCUGCACACACAGCAAGAGACCAGCAGAGAACUAAAGGGACAUUUACAAUCAUUCCUCUAGGACAAGAAGAAAUAACUGAGGAAAAGGGGGGCUCGCUUUUGUAAGUGAGAAGAGGCCAUCGAUUUCAGAACCCAGAGCCACGAGCUGCACAGCAGACCAAGACCUCGACAAACCUGUGCCUUCUGUGAAAGAGCGAUCUGCUCGUUACCUGUCGAGAACAGCAGCUGUGAGCCCCAGAGCCAGCCCUGUAAAGCUGGUUGUUUUGACACAGGAUAGUGCUAUUGUUUCUGAUAACACUUCUAAAGCAAGGAAGAUGGCAGAGAACACCAAACAGACACAGGUUUCAAAAACAACAAAUGGUCAUAAACUGGAAGAAGAUUUGCCACCCCCUCCACCACCUGGACCCCAGCAGGAAGGGUUGGCCCCAACUGAAGAGCAGGACCCAAGCUUCAUACCUGUACCUCCUCCCAAAGAAACCUUCUGCACUUUCUAUCAACAGCAACAGAAGAACGAGCUGAAGAGGCUCUACAGGCACAUGCACCCAGAGCUGAGAAACAAACUAGAGGUGGUUGUGUGCAAGGAGCUGGAGGAUAUGAUGAACUCAGACCAAAUCCAAGCCCUUGCAGCUGCUGAAGCUGGGCUUCAGGGGGAGGUUCAGUCCAUGCGUUGGAUUUUUGAGAACUGGAAGCUGGACUCCAUUGGAGAGCACCAUGCUACUAAAAAGAUGCUGGAGGACGAAACUGUCCCGGGUGGAAAUGUGAAGGGCACCUCUUCCCUAUUUGAACACCAGUCCGAACAAAGCACCCUACUCUCCACCUCAAAAACAGCAUGCGAGAAUGAGCAAAUAAAAGGGGCCGUUCACACGGCUACAUGGCUGUUUGAGACACAGCCGCUGGACUGCUUAAACAAACUGUACCCAGAGGAAGAUGAAAUGGUGGAAGCAGUGCUUAAAGAGCCCAUGCAAAGAGGAGACGUGAAAGGAGCACGGCUUCUGUUCGAGUCCUGUCCUUUAGAUGCACUGGGGCGCUGCAACUCUGUGGAAGAUCGCAGCAUCCUGAAGCUGAGAUCUGAAAUACAGGAACAGAAAGGGGAUGUUCAAAAAACUGUGAAGCUCUUCCAAACAGAGCCUUGCUGUGCCAUUAGGGAUGGCACUGGGAACAUUUAUGAAAUAAAGUCCAUAUGCAGAGAGGAAAUUCAGAGCGACAGUGUCAAGACAGCACGCUGGCUGUUUGAGACUCAGCCCUUGGAUUUCAUAAACAGGGACAGAUCAGAGGUCAGGAUCAUUAGGGGAAUCUCCUUGGAAGAGGCACAAAAGGGAGGGGUUGAUAAAAAAAGAUGGAUGUUUGAAACUCAGUCUUUGGACACCAUCCAUGAAAGCAUCCAAGAGGAAAAGUUCCAAGCAAGCACAGAGGUAGUGGAAAGGGCUGAUGUUGAUAACAAACGCAUUCUCUUCGAGACCCAGCCACUAGCUGCACUUAAAUGGGAAUGUUCAAAGGACACUUCCUCCAAUGAAGAGAUAGUUGGAGGGGAUGUGAGAUCAACCAUGUGGUUGUUUGAAACACAGCCUAUGGAAAACCUUAAGGACAGCUUUGAAGUGGGACGUUUGAAGAAAGUGACUGUUACCGAGGAUGAAAGGGGAACAGUGAAGGAAAGAAAAGAAGUGUUUGAGACAUGCACUCUGGAUAGUAUUUGCAAAGAGGCUUCUCAUGAAGAGAGCAGUUCCAAUGGCCAAGGGAUAGAAAAGGGUGAUGUUAAAUCUUAUAAACACCUUUUUGAAACGAUUCCUCUGGGCAGCAUUUCUCAUACUGAGAGUGAAUCUAUUGCCAAGCAAGAAGAAUUGAUGACUGGAAACGUCAAGGACAACAGAGCUUUGUUUGAGACCAGCCCUUUGUAUGCAAUUAAGGACAGCACUGGAAAUUACCAUGAAGUGACCACAGUAAGCCGGGAGCAGGUUAUCAAUGGGAAUGUCCAAAACUACAAGUGGAUGUUUGAGACUAGGUACUUGGAUCAGUUUGAGGAAGGAGCAGGGAAAGUUGAGAUCAUCAAAGGCAUCACCAGGCAAGAAGUGCAAGCUGGGGAUGUCAAGACAGCCAAAUGGCUUUUUGAGACUCAGCCACUCGGCUGUAUCCAUAACCAAAUCAAUCCGACGGAGGAACACUCAUCUGUCAAAAAGGAGGUUUCAGAAAAGGGGAAUGUCAGGACCUGCAGAUGGCUGUUUGAAACACAACCCAUGGAUAUUUUAUAUGAGAAAUCUGAGAUGAAACAAGAAGAAGAAACCAUACCGAAAGCUGACGUGAAAUCCCACACUUGGCUCUUUGAGACCCAACCUUUGGACGCCAUAAAAGAAACUUCCGAGCAGUAUUUGAAGGUAUGCAAUGUCUAUCAAGACGAUGUGAAGACCGUUGACGUGAAAACAGUAAAACAUCUUUUUGAAACAGAAUCGCUAGACAGUCUCGCUGAGCAAGGUGUUAGAUAUGUUAGCAAAGUGGAUGUCCAAUCAGGAGAUGUAUCUCGAGUAAAAGAAAUCUUUGAAACAAAGUCUCUUGACACAAUAGGUACAGCCUCUGUAAAAAUAACAGAAGCUGAAGACAAAGAUGAAAGCAUCCAGUCGGGAUCGGUUCACAAGUUUACCUGGCUUUUUGAAAACCGUCCCAUCGAUACCAUUAAAGAAGUUGAAGAGACCAGUGAAAACAGGCACAUCUUAAGUGAUGUUAAAGGUGGAGAUGUUGGCAAUAAAAAGUUUAUUUUCGAAACCUUUUCCUUGGACCAAAUUCACAAUGAGGACAAGGUGAUGGAAUGCAAGUCAGUUCCCACCGAGGAGCUGCUGAAAAAGGGAGACGUGAAGUCCUGUACAAUGCUGUUUGAAACCCAGCCUCUGUACGCAAUCAGAGAUAAAGAAGGACAGUUUCAUGAAGUCACCACAGUAAAGAAGGAGGAGGUCAUGAGUGGGGACGUAAGAGGUGCCAGGUGGAUGUUUGAAACAAAGCCGCUAGACGCCAUUAAGCAGCAGGAUGAGAUUUUUGUGAUCCGUGCUGUCACACAGGAGGACAUCCAGAAGGGUGAUGUUAAAACAGCUCGAUGGAGGUUUGAGACACAGCCACUGGACUCCCUCACGACUGGAGAAAAGCCUCCAGUGAAGACCGUUGAAGAUGUCCAAGAGGGGGACGUACAGUUAAACAAACAACUCUUUGAAUCUCAAGAUGUCAACCAAAAGAAGUAUGUGCGAAUGGUUAGCGUGAGUGAUGUUCAACAAGGGGAUGUCAGGACCUCAACCUGGCUGUUUGAGAAUCAUCCCAUCGACACCCUGAAAGGUGAAUUCCAGGAAAGUGUGUCUGUGCAAACCGUGCACAGAGAAGACAAUCAGAAAGGAGAUGUGAAGAGGUCUACAUGGUUGUUUGAAACACAGCCAUUAGAUGCUCUCAAAGAGUCUGAACCCAAUGUCAAGAUUCUGGAAGAAAUGCCCCGGGCAGAUGUGAAAAGUACAACCUGGCUAUUUGAGUCAACACCCCUUGAUAAACUUAGUUCAGAAAGUACGACUGAAACUAUGGAAAUGGUGGAGAGCGUGAGAAAGACUUUACAUUGUCUCUUCAACUUCAAUGCAAUACGGUCCCAUGGUAUUGUUAUUGAAGCCAACAAAUGUCGAAGUGUAAAAAUGGCAAAGUAUCAGCUAAUAGAGAGCCAGGGCCCAGUGAUUCAGAAGGAGGAGGUCAUUGAAGGCAACAUUAAAGGAAUAAUGCUGCAGUUGCUGCACAGGACAAACGUAGAGCCCCAGGGAAUUCUUCUUAAAGAGGAUGAACAGGGAAAUGUGCAAGUAACAAAACUAGAGCUAUCUGUGAGCCAACAACAGUCCAGUACAAAGACUGAAGGGGCACUGAUGAAGGCAGAUGUAGCUCAAGCUAUUGACAACCUUCUCAGCCAAGAUACAUCUGUGACAAAAGGAAUCCUAAUCCAAGAAACUGAAAGGGGUCAUGCUGAAAUGACCAUUUAUUCCCUCUUCAGUCACCAGGAAAGCAGGGCAGAAAGCCAAGAGGUCAUCAAAGGUGAUGUGAAAUCCACCAUUGGCAGUCUUCUGGCUACAACACAAGAGCAAAAGACUGCUGCCUCAGUCACGCUGGGUCAAAGUGAGAAAGGAAACGUUCACUUAUAUAGGAGCUGCAUUGAGAAAGGAGACCUUAACUAUCUGAAGAACCUUCAGGAGGAAACCUGUGAGGAUGAUACUGAUUCUCCUCCCAAGGAACAGAUUGAAAUUGUCCAAGGGGAUGUGGAGGGUGCUAAAAGGCAUCUCCAUCAACAUAAAGAGCAGGUACAGAAAUCAAUCAAGGACAUAGUGCCAGGGAACAUUAAGUCCACCAAACAAGUGUUCUUGUCCGAAAAUGUGUCAGAGCAAAGCAGUGUUCAGAAAGAAGAAAUCUUACGUGGGGACAUCACUGCUGCUAAGCAGUCACUUGGACAGGCAAUGAGUCAGCCAAUUGUUGUAGAAAAAGAGGAAAUUGUUUCUGGGGACAUUAAGGCAACACUGCAGUCCCUGGAGCGUGCAAAGAUUCAGAGCAAGCAGCUGGAACGUGAAAUCAUUGUUCCUGGAACAAUAUAUGAUAUAACAGUCCCACUGGAGGAAACAGGUUCCACUACAAAUGGGAAUGAGACUGUAGUGCUUGUUACAAGAGAUACCUGUGCAGAAAAGCAUGGCAUAGAGCAGGGCAAUCAAGCAGCAACAUGUGUAGUAAUGGAAGAUGCACACAGUUCUGAUCUUCAGGCAGCAAUGAAAAGCCUCCGCCAGGCAACAGCUGAAGCAAAAACUGUCCAGCACCAUGUCCAAGAGAGGCACCAUGCAGUUUCUCAAGCCCAUCGAGAACAGCACACUCAACACGUUGCUCAACAGAAGACCAGUGUCCAGCAUACAAGGACUGUGCAGACAUCCAUGCAGAUGAAAGAAACUGUUGAGCAAAAGAAACAACUUAGCAGUGUCACAAGGGUAGAGGAAUCAACUGUGUCCUCCAAAAGCCAGCAGAAGAUAACAUCAGCACAACAAAAGGUCAGUGAUUCUGUGGAGAUUCAUCCCAUUGGAGCUUGCCAGCAGAGUGAAGUUGCAAAGAGUGCAGAUAAUAAUGUUUAUGAUGGGGUUUCACAGCCAUUGGCUGCUGUUGUCAAUCCCUUUAUAAACUCAGAUUAUGAUAUGCAGUCAUCACAAGAAAAGGCAGAACAAGAGAUUGCUGUAAGAGGAGAUGUAAAGGCUGCUAUUAAAUCUCUGCAGAAUGCUGCAGCAGGGCAGAGAGCAGUAGAUAAGGAAGAUGUUGUUCGAGGUGAUUUGCACGCAACUCUUCAGUCUUUGGAGAAAUCUAGCAUUAAUGUUUCUAAAGGAGACUACAAAGCAGCUAUGAUAUACAAAAAUGCAAGACAGUCUUAUUUAGUUAGCACAAAGAAAAACAACACUGAAUCUGUGGUAGUUUCAGUACCUCCAUCUGACACUGAGCUUCCUUCUCCAGUUGCUGUGACUGACAGAGAACGGCAGCCUUCCACAACACUGAGUGAUGCAACUGUAACCCACACCUGUAAGGAAAACAAAACUAACAACUCUACCGAUUCUUCCACAACACUGAGUGAUGCAACUGUAACCCACACCUGUAAGGAAAACAAAACUAACAACUCUACCAAUUCUUCCACUCCUCUCCCUCCCAAGACUUGUGAAAAAGCACCAUCCCCUAAGCCAGCUGUUCCACCAAAACCAGAACACUUGGCUGCAGGCUCCUCUGCUGCACAAGCAAAGAGACCUAUUCCUCCACCAAAGCACCUUAGAGAAGACCAGCUAGCUCCAACAAUUCCUCCAAAAGCUCAAAGACAGCUGCCAGCAAAGUUCACUCCACCUCCUUUACCUCCUAAGCCUUCGUGCUAUCAGGAGACCUCAAUGACCAAAUCUGUAGAAACAUCUGAAAAGGAGUCUUUCCAUGCAGAGGUUUCACAGAACUCCAAACACAUGGAUAUGCACUGUGAGGCAUCUGGGGUUCAGUGUGUCACUGGAAGUACAGCUGUUAGUACCAAAAAAGUCAUUAGAACCCCACUUCAGCUAGCAGAGGAGAAGUAUAAACACAGGAAGGAAGGCCAAAGCAAAGACAAUACUUCAAAUAAACAGCUGACACAGAAGAAGCCUUCAACUGUAAACCCUGAGACCCGUGGUGAAGUAACUGAGAAGAUUGAGCAUGUGCCCCACAAAACCCAAGCCACAGAAGAAAUGCAAGGAUUUAUGCCAUCUUAUUCUGAUGAUAGCACAACCGCAAAUGAAAUGCAUGAGAGUUUUCAAACUGCUCUUCAGAGCUUUGGAGGAAGGAAGACUGGCUCUGUGCACGUAAGCCCACCCACUGAAACAAAUAAAGGUGUCUUUGUGACUGCUCCUGCAUUGCCAAAGAAAGUAAAGAUCUCCCAAGCAAAUGCAACUAACAUAAUUUGUACGUCAGAGGGAAAAAGAUGCACAGAACAAGAGGAGUCCAUUACACAGCAGACGUAUAACCAGGCUCUACAGUGUGCCACUGAAGCUACAAGCUCUGAGCAAGGCUCCAAGAUUCAGUCUGAAAUCCAUACACCAUCAGUGCAGGUGAGCUUCAAUUGCCAGCCUAAAGAACAGAUUGAGCAACAAGAAAACAAGGUCGUUUUAAGAAAGAAGAAAACUGGAAGAGAGACUGAAGAUGAGCGACGCCAAAGGCUGUCAUUCCACAGGGAUGAAAUAAUAAGAGGAAACGUCAGCGCAGCGAUGGAUAUUUUUGAAAACUUGAAGAAACGGGAGGAACUUCAGAUAAUUCUGUCAAAAGUUGAGGAAUUUGAAGGGGAGACUUUUAAGGUUGAUGUGAGAUCACUGAAGAAGUUGUUUGAGAACGUACCUGAAUGGAUUGUGGUUCCCAGCAACAAGGUCAGGCAGAUUAAACCGAAAGAGCAAAAGAAGGUUGAAAGGAUUGAGCCAAAGAAAGAUGAUACAGAAAGCACUUCUUCUGUGGAGCUUGUGUUUGAGGAUCUUGAAAGAGCAAGUGCGGAAAUAAUUCAUCUGAAGGAGCAAACGUUAGCAAGACUUAUGGACAUAGAGGAAUCCAUUAGGAAGGCUUUAUUUUCCGUCUCUAAUUUGAAAUCGGAGUCUGACAUUGCUGGGCUCUCGGGUCUAUUCAAAGAGUCUUUGGGAACCGAGCAAUGCUCAUCCUCCUCCAGUAAUAUUAGGAAGAUUAGUAUCAGCACCAACAAAGCCGAAACGGAAAAUACAAAGCAGGUCUCAGGAAGAAAUGAGGAAGAAGAUGUUGUGUUGCAGGGGAAGUCAGACCAGGUGCAAAAUCCAACACUAGAAAUCCCAACUGGUAAACCCCGAGCCAGUUCUCCAUCAUCACCUUCUUAUAUCUCAAUUCAGUCAGCCGCUAGAAAAACGAAGGUGGCAAUGUCUGAAAAACAAGGUGCGGCUGACUUACCACAAAGUAACUCUUCAAAUACAAGGCCCGCAGGGUGUGAGCCUAGAAAUGCUGACGUCAGCAGACAUUCAGAUCCUUUGCAGCAGGCAACCCUGAACAAUGUAUUCAGCCCACUGAACCCAAGAAGACAGAAAAGCAUGCUUGAGUUGAAAACGGUUCCCGAAGCCGCAGGAAGAGUUGGCACAAAGACUGUUACCGAAAAAUACGAAGAGACUGAUUGUUUUGGGAACAAGAUCAUUACAUCCAAGACCUCCACGACUGUCACCAAGCAGUCAGAAACGAACACCUCCUCCACAUACGAGGUGGUUGCCAACCCAGCUGUGUAUGAAGUCAUGACAUCCCCUCUUGUGAAAAGACCACUUUGCCACUCAGCAGAAAACAGAGUCAAUGAAGGCGGUAUGGUGUGUGUUACAUUUGGUACACCAAAAGCAGGCAAAAAUCUGCAUUAAUAAUACUUUAGCACACAGGCUGCAAGAAGAUUACUUAGACUAUGUAUGUAAUCUUCUGACAUAUUCAUUUGUUUUAAAAUAUAUGCCAUCAUACUGUAAAUCUUUUAGUUUCACUGCUAGACGUGUUUCAUAAUCUUUCUUACUUUUAUUUAAUAUAUGUUCUGUAAACUUUUAUUUAUAGACUUGCAUGACGAUUUUCAUUAUGUUACAGGCAGCUUUUCCUGUAUCUUUUGUAUCGUUACAAACAUAUUAUUAAAUCUUUAAAAAUA